UCUGUACAUGGCAAUAACGGCGGUUGCAUCAGCUGCCUCUGAUUCAACACGUUUGGCAGCCAAGACGCAGCCUUUUUUGGGGCUUUCCCUUCUGGCUAGCUGAGAGUGACAGACACGAGGGCGUGUUGCUGUGCGAGUGCGCGUCUCUGCGGCGGUGAGUGGGCGUUCCGGGGAGACAGCUGUAGAGGCUGGACGUGUGGUUCACAGUGGGAAGCAUUCAUGCUACACAUUCUGCUGCAGUGUGUCAUCCCCAGGUCUCGCGCCCACUUUCCUCUGCCGGUCCCUCUCGCUGUGACAUGCGUGCACACAUACGUGCACUCAUUCCGGCUCUCACACACACUCCUCUUUCUCUCCCUCCCCUCCCCCCACCGCUCCCUCCCCGACGGUUCCCACUACAUUCAUUAAGUUGUAUCUGGUUGACGGCUCCGAGUCCUUCCUGCUGCCUUGUGCGCUGACACACAUCCUCACUCCCACCUCGAUUACCUGUCGAAUAAUCGGACGACCGCCUUUCCCAGACGGGCGUGUCGGCGCUUUUGUCCGCCUGAUGCCAUAUUAAAUAUCGAAGUUAAAGGGAGGGGUGCUGUGUGCGUGCAAAAGUCUCCCGUUUUUUUUUGUUCUUGAGGGAGAAGGAAUGUUGGCACGAAGCUCUCCAGCAGGGGAGGAGAAGGUCGGAGUGCUGGAGUGCAGCUCCAGGUUUGUUUCAUUUCAUUUGCUGUGUAAUGAGUCUGGUUUCUGCUGCGAGAGGCAGAGAGAUCUGAAUGAGUUCAAAGUGAAGCCACGGGGCGGGAGGAAGGGAGGGAGAGAGGACAAGAAGCUGGGGAAGAGAAAAGUGUCACCAACUUCUUUUCCCAGUCAGGAAGGGAGAGAAGCAGGAAGAGGUCUGCAAAAGUUCUGUGGAUGACUGUGCGUCUGUGUGUGUGUGUGUGUGUGUGUGUGGGAAUGAUUACAUCAGCCUGCUGGAGCCGUGUGAUUGGCUGCUGAGUGUGUGGUUUGAUUCAGAGCCUGUGGCUGAGGCUGUUACCCUUUGUGAAGGGGGAGAGAGAGAGAGAGAGGGAGGGAGGGAGGGAGGGAGAGAAAGAAAGAUAGUUGUCAGACUCGACCGGCACUGGAAGCUCUGUACAGUACCUGCUCACAUCUGAGCCUUUGGUGGGAGCCAGUGGCCCGGACAGACGGGGCAGGGUCUCCAGAGUAGGUGACAGGUAGCACAACUGUCGCAGCUUGCUGAGAGACAGGCUGUCGUGUGUCGGCGUGUAUGAGCCAAGGCUCCCUCCGAAAAUGCCUUCGUGUUCCCCGGACUGCUGCCUACUGCGCUCCGUGGAGAUUGUGAAGAUCUUCAGUGAAGACGGGAUGGGCAAAGUGGUGGAGAUCCCAGCAGACAUGACGGCGAGAGACCUCUGCCAGCUCCUGGUCUAUAAAAGCCAUUGUGUGGACGACAACAGUUGGGCACUUGUUGAGCACCACCCGCUGCUGGGGCUAGAGCGCUGCCUGGAGGACCAUGAGCUGGUGCUGCAGGUCCAGACCUCCAUGAACAGCGACAGCAGAUUCCUCUUCAGGAAGAACUAUGCCAAAUAUGAAUUCUUCAGAAACCCCCUGACAUUUUUCCCCGAGCACAUGGUGGCGUGGUGUCAGGAAACCAACCGUACCAUUCUUCCGUCGCAGCUGCUGCAGAACUUCCUGGCCACCAACAGCUGCCCUGAAAUCCAGGGCCACCUGUACGUGAAGGAGGUGGGCCGCAAGUCCUGGAAGAAGGUCUACAUGUUCCUGCGGCGCUCCGGACUCUACUGUUCCACCAAAGGGACGUCGAAGGAGCCCCGACAUCUGCAGUUGCUCGCCGACAUCGAGGACAGCAACGUCUUCAGCGCCAUCACAGGCAAGAAGCAGCACGGCGCGCCCACAGACUUCGCCUUCUGCAUCAAGCCCAACAAGUGUCGGGGGGAGCUGAAGGACCUGAGGGUCCUGUGUGCCGAGGACGAGCAGAGCAGGACCUGCUGGAUGACGGCGUUCAGACUCUUCAAGUUUGGGAUUCUUCUGUACCAGAACUACAAGAUUCCUCUGGAAAGAAAAACGCUGCUCUCACACUUCUCUGCUCCGGUGCGGAGCGUUUCUGAAAACUCACUAGUAGCGAUGGACUUCUCAGGAAGAAUAGGCCGAGUGAUCGAGAACCCGGUGGAGGCCCAGAGCGCCGCCAUGGAGGAGGGACACGCCUGGAGGAAGAGAACUCAGCGAAUGAACGUGUUGGGCUCGCACAGUCCGCUCCACCACUCCUCGCUCAACUCAGUCAUCCACCUAACUCAGCUGUGGUUUCAUGGCAGAAUAACCAGAGAAGAAUCCCACCGCAUCGUGCACCAGCAGGGUCAGGUGGACGGGUUGUUCCUGCUCCGAGUCAGUCAGAGUAACCCCAAGGCCUUCGUGCUCACGUUGUGCCAUCACCAGAAGAUCAAACACUUCCAGAUUUUACCGUGUGAAGAGGACGGCCAGAUCUUCUUCAGCCUUGACGACGGCGCCACCAAAUUCACUGACCUGAUUCAGCUGGUGGAGUUCUACCAGCUCAACAGAGGAGUGUUGCCUUGUAAACUCAGACACCCGUGCACCGUGGUGGCCUUAUGACACCCGCGGAGCCGCCCCGCCCUCGGCCCCCCGCCUGAAACAAUCUUUCCUGAGAAGCUGGUGAAGCGGAGACUACUGAGCGGCUGCACAACAGACAGAGGAGCGAACACUGCCGCGUGUGAACCUGAGCGACGGUGGUGGCCAAUAAGCUGGAGGCGGGACGAUCAGCAGGAGCAGGAGCGGGGGCGCUUCCCUGUGGACCACUCUGCUCGUCUCGUCCAGAACCCCCUUCACACUCACGAGUUUUGCACUUAAAGUACGGCGAGACGUCAGGAGGCCUGGGGCUCCAGCCCGGGUCAGUCGUCCGGACGUUCUCACGAGUCCACAUAAGCUACGUGAAGGUGCUCCACGCCACAGUGUUCACUUUCUACCCUUCAGUCGACGUCGUGUUGCUUCCUCCGAACCGUCGCCCCACCAGCUCUGAUGCCAGUGUCGGAGGCCGUGGUUGGAUUUCAGUAUGAACCCACCGUGUUCUGGACCAGAUGAUUCACUUUUAAAACUAAAGUUGCCGUUAAAUUGCUUCUUCCAUCGGUUUUUAGUGUUCGACGUUGAUAAAGGGUUGAGAGAAUUCAUUAACUGCAGAAAAACAAAGCCUCCUUUAAACUAACAGAUUAUUUUUAGGACUAAACUGAAUGAAAUUACUGGUAAAUGAAAGGAUGAAAAAUGAAACUUCUUCAUAAAUAAGUCUGAAGUGAGGACAAGAUCAACCGCUGUGGCUCAGAAGUGGCGUCACUUGAGCCGCAGGACGGCCACUGCUCUCCUCAACUCUCUCCCCCGGUGUCAUACUUGGAACCAGCCACGGCCGUCUUUCAUUGGUCCUGUUGAGCGGCAGCAGGCAGAGGCCCGGACCCCCUGUGCAUGGUCACCGCUAUUUAUCUAAGAUGAUUUUAAAGUAUUGUUUCAGCAAGAAAUGUAUUUAUUUAUCUGGAUGUGACUGAUUACUUGAAAAAAAAUUCUUGUUUCGCUCGCGCUGUUUUUUUUUUUUUCCUUUCGUCCCGUUAAAUCAUGGGAGAUUGUUCACGUGGCGGCGUGUGUUUCGACUGGGACACUUGUGAUGUUUUGUGAGUGUUUCUCAUUCCAAUGGAUGAGGAGUGGGGUUUCUCCACUUGGAAACGCUGCGUUCCUCCAGUGACGCACCAAAACCCUCGCCGUCUGAGAUGCCUUGCCGUAGAAAAUGUCUCCUUUUCAUGCCUUGAUUUUAGAGGUCACGUCUAGUUUGGAUUUGGCGCGGCUGUAGCACCGCACCGGUGAUUGAAGGUGUGUCACGGAUACUAACACGGUGGGUGCGGCAUCAUGCACAUUUUUCCUCCUUCGCUGCCGCUGAAAGUCGUCGUAAGCUGUUGAGAAGUCACUGAAGUCGCCCCCCCCGCCACCCACUCAGAACUAAACUUGAAUGCUGGAGGGCGGCAGCGCGGCGUUCUGUCCAACCGAGUCGCGACCACGUGAAGAUCUGAGGGUGGCCAUGUUUGUACUCUUAGCAGAAAUGAAUGUAACUGGGCUGCUCAGGGUCGACGCGCAGGGCGACACCACGUUUCAGCUCAGUCAUUCAUCAGUUUUGGGGGCGUGAAAAUGGAGUCGGACAGGUGACGGCGGUCGACGGACGGCGCAAAGUAUCUAUAUAUCAACUUCAGGGAUCGCAAAAAAGAAAGCGGCCGCUCGUCUCUCUGUGUGAAGAGAGGGGGCGCUGUGUUCAUGACGUGCUUUGCUCCGGUCUGUAAAUAGUUGAACGGCUUAUAAAUAUUAAUGUAACCUUUUCAGGUAUUUUUGUACAAAUAAGGGACUGAUAUAUUCUGUAUAUUGUAAUUAGAAUAAAACAUUAAUACAUUGAUAUAAAA
Messenger RNA from Synchiropus splendidus (mandarinfish), 4442 nucleotides. RefSeq names its product growth factor receptor-bound protein 10b (gene grb10b). NCBI's taxonomy places the organism in Eukaryota, Metazoa, Chordata, Actinopteri, Syngnathiformes, Callionymidae. Gene Ontology annotation, molecular function: insulin receptor binding. Gene Ontology annotation, biological process: negative regulation of insulin receptor signaling pathway; insulin receptor signaling pathway; negative regulation of Wnt signaling pathway. Bases 1276 to 2607 code for a protein of 443 amino acids. The record is from RefSeq and is a predicted model, not a curated record. The transcript is spliced from 14 exons.